CAGGAGAAAUAUUAGUAUCAAAGAAUGACAACUGCUUCACCAAGUGGAUGUGUUGUGCAAGAGGUCAUUAUUUACAGCUACCAACUUUAUUGAACUCUUCCUUACAUUUCAUCCUUAUUUUCUUUUAGAAGUGGAAAAACAACUUAGGUUUGAUGUUUUGUGUGCCAUCAACUGAAAUUGGGGCCAUCAUGAAUAUAACCAAGGGUGGACUGGUGCUGUUUUCAGCUAAUUCCAAUUCGUCAUGCAUGGAACUAUCAAAGAGGAUUGCUGAGCGCUUAGGAGUUGAGAUGGGGAAGGUUCAGGUUUACCAAGAGCCAAACAGAGAAACAAGAGUGCAGAUUCAGGAGUCUGUGAGAGGAAAGGAUGUAUUUAUCAUCCAAACAGUUUCAAAGGAUGUGAAUACUACGAUCAUGGAACUCCUGAUCAUGGUGUAUGCCUGUAAAACCUCCUGUGCCAAAAGCAUUAUUGGAGUGAUUCCUUACUUCCCAUACAGCAAACAGUGCAAGAUGAGGAAAAGGGGCUCCAUUGUCUCUAAAUUACUGGCUUCAAUGAUGUGCAAAGCUGGACUAACUCAUCUUAUUACCAUGGAUUUACAUCAGAAGGAAAUACAGGGCUUCUUCAAUAUUCCAGUUGAUAACUUGAGAGCAUCUCCAUUUUUACUACAGUACAUCCAGGAAGAGAUACCAGACUACAGGAAUGCUGUAAUUGUGGCCAAAUCACCUGCGUCUGCAAAGAGGGCACAGUCAUUUGCUGAGCGCUUACGGUUGGGAAUUGCCGUGAUUCAUGGGGAAGCUCAAGAUGCUGAGUCUGACAUGGUGGAUGGUCGACACUCACCACCUACAGCCAAAAAUGUAGCUGCUAUUCAUCCCAGUUUGGAGAUACCCAUGCUGAUUCCCAAGGAAAAACCUCCCAUCACAGUUGUUGGAGAUGUAGGAGGCAGAAUAGCUAUCAUCGUGGAUGACAUUAUAGAUGACGUUGACAGCUUUCUUGCUGCAGCCGAGACCCUCAAGGAAAGGGGGGCUUACAAGAUCUUUGUAAUGGCCACCCAUGGCCUGCUAUCUUCAGACGCUCCCAGGCUGAUAGAGGAAUCUGCAAUCGAUGAAGUGGUUGUUACAAACACAAUUCCACAUGAAAUACAAAAACUCCAGUGCCCUAAAAUCAAGACUGUGGAUAUCAGCAUGAUCCUUUCAGAAGCCAUUCGCAGGAUCCAUAACGGGGAGUCCAUGUCGUACCUUUUCAGAAAUAUAGGACUGGAUGAUUAAUGCUUUUUUCUUAUAAAGAAACACCCCGGGCCAAACUGGAAGCGAACAGAUAAUGAGCUGUGAAGCAUCAUGCUUACCUUAAUAUUUCUAUUGAGCCACUUUUUGUUUUCUCUUGGGUUAAGUAUCAAGGUAGAACAGUUUUUAAGAGCUAUUUUUUUCUUUGCAGGUUUUUUUUUUUGUUUGGGGGGGGUUGGGUGGGGAAUAAACAUUUUACAAAAAACUGUUCUAGUUGCUUUUAGGUUAGUUGCACUAUAUACAUGAUGGAAAAAAACCCACAAAACACUUGAGGCAAGAAUUUGGCUUCUAAAUUAAGCAUUCCUUUUCCAAAGCUGCUUGCUACAAGUGCUUUAAGAGAGAAUAAAAUGAAGUGACUGUAUAAUAUUUGCAUUUUGAAAGCCAAAAAGGUUGUACUGUUGUAUGCAGUUAAGUGAUUUUGUAGGAAUGCUUUUAUAGAAAAGCAUAUGAAAUAUGCACCUGUAUUUAUUUUCUGCGACAAAGAAUAAAGACUUGUUUUGUGUGAGCUUUC
This is a messenger RNA of Pelecanus crispus (Dalmatian pelican), 1788 nucleotides long. Lineage: Eukaryota; Metazoa; Chordata; Aves; Pelecaniformes; Pelecanidae. The record is from RefSeq and is a predicted model, not a curated record.